AAGGCAGUUGGUUUCUAAAGUUUGUGUCCUCUGUCUUGUUUGACUAGAAUUAAUUUGUUAACUUCCUCUUAAUUCUAUACAGUUCCUCUUCAAAAUGAGCCACUUGCAGCCUACAUUUAUAAGUCCUCAUGAUGGUAUUGAACACCACCUGCAAAGUGACUAAGAUUCACAUAGGAAGAAAAUGCCACUUUAUCUUCAUGUCUUCUCAGUCUGAACAAUGUGAUCACCAACAUCUGAGUAAGCUUUCUGAAGAUGUGAUACGUGAAUGGAAAUUUACACUGACAGAACAUUGGUUGGCUGAGUUAAUGGAGAAUGAAUGGAACCCAGCAUCCUUCUGCUUUGGGAGUUGCUGAGCUUCAAAAUGUUCCUCCUUUGGGAGCAAUAAUGACUUGUAGAGCAAAAGGUUCCACUUGGGGAAUAAAGUUAUACUAGAUCACAUGAUUGCUUUGCCUCCUGGAAGCCUUAAGUGUGUGAUCUAAAUGAAACUGAUGGGGUGAAGGAUGCUGAGCAAGGGCAAGCUGUGGGGCAUCCUGGUCUUGAGUAUUGUACUUUCCCUGUGGAAGUUGUACAUGUCUGUGCAUACAGGCCUUUCUCAUUCCUCAUACAGCCCUGGCCAAUGGCUGUUGGCAGACACCAUCUUGGACGGUAAACCUUGCAACUAUAGCAGGUGUCAUGAUGUAUGGGAUUGGUUUUGUGAACACUUUAAUGCUUCAAUAAACUGCCUGCUGACUCCUGAAAACUCGGAGAUUCCACCAGAGGUCCUGCAGUGGUGGUUGAGGUUGCAAAGAUCACAUAAAGGGAAGCAGGUCCAGGAGAUCAUAAAGCACUUGUUUGACAUUCUUCCAUCAGCUAGACUCCAGGACACUGUCCCAUGUGGAACAUGUGCUGUGGUGGGGAAUUCAGGAAGGCUGAAAGGCUCUAAAUAUGGAGGUGAAAUUGACUCUCAUCAGUUUGUGCUGAGGAUGAACACAGCACAGACUGUGGGUUUUGAGGAUGAUGUUGGAACACGAACCACCCACCAUUUCAUGUACCCAGAGAGUGCUGUGGACCUCCAUCCUGGCAUCCAUCUUGUACUGGUCCCUUUCAAACCCUUGGAUCUUGAGUGGCUAGCCAGUGCCUUUUCCUCAGGAGCUAUCCAGCACACAUACAAAAGAGUUAAGCAGUUUGUUGAAGGUGACAAAGACAAGGUCCUAAUACUAAAUCCUGCUUUCCUGAAAUAUAUCUGGGAUAACUGGACUAAGCAUCACGGAAGAUAUCCAUCCACUGGAUUCAUUGCACUAAUUUUUGCCAUCCAUAUGUGUGAACAGAUCUGCUUUGAUAAAUGGAUGACAUCAUUACCAAAAACAAAAUGAAGAGCCAAUAUCAAAGUAUCAUCUAUAAGGAUUAAUUUAAGAGAUAGCAAGAGGCCAUCAGGAAAGAAUAAAUAUUUUGUGUUUAAUCUAGGUGAGAAAAAAGAGAGACUUUACCUAGACUGUCAAAUUAAAAAAAAAUAUAUAAAUUUUUUAAAAUAGAUCCACAAAAUUAAAUAAAACAAGAGGGAUGUGACAAUAAUUUCUAAGCAUUAGAAAAUGUGGAUCCUGAAAGGAGCAAUAGUUCUUAGGCAAGACAAGAAAACCAGGAACAUAGACAUUAUUCAAGGGAGAAAGAAAUGCAACAAACAAAAUCUUGAGUCUUUUUGUAAAAAUAUCAAAAAGGUAGAGGAUAGAAUGGAAGAUUCUGUAUUUCCACCUAAACAAGAUAAAGAAGCUGGAUGGAUUUCAGGGUAAUUAUGAUCUUUUGAACUUAAAUUAAUGGCAGGUUACCUUAAACAAGACUGGAGAAAGAAAAUGAAACAUUUAGGUUUCCUUGAAGACUAACAUUUAGUAUAUAGUUAUGAGCAACAAUGUAAUCAAUAAAACUCGCUGGUAACAGAGUUCCAUUGUAUUAUAGCAGUGGUUCCCAAACCUUUUGGGCUGCUUUCCCUUUCCCUCUUGGGUGACAACCCUAGUGCCACCACACUUCUUUCUUUGUAUUAGAGGUGUGAGAGUUGUACCACCUUCGGUUAAUUAAUCAAUACUCCUUGCUUGUCCAGCCUUUUUCUCUCCCCACCAAUCCCCAUUCUCACCAGGGCAUCAGGAGGGGGACACCAUGGUGGACAAUGUCUAGCUGGGCUGCAAGGGGUGGUGAGGCAAGCUACUCGGCAGUCCUAUUUUACAAACUUCUGCCAUUUCCUUCUCUGUUUCUUUUGCCGUAGUAAUCUAUAAUCAGUACCACCCACUUUGGAAAUCACUGUGUUCUAGAAUAGUUUUUUGUGGAUUCCUUAAUAAAAGAAGAGAGAGGAAAGGGAAAAGGAAAACUCCCCUUAUUAACCAGCACAAAAUUUGCCAUUUGAGAAGACAGAGAAAACAGAGAAUAAUAAGACUUGCCUUUCUUUGGGUUUCAGUACUGCAAAGAUGUGUGAUGCAACAGAAAAUACUCAACAGAAGCAUGAGUACUAUUUUAUACUAUUCACACACAGAGGCUUAAUCAAGAGCUACUUCACAGCAAUUCUAGCAGUGAAAACUACAACUAAACUGCACUAAAUUGAAGGGGAAACCUUUAGACAGAAGUUGCCAUGAGUUAUUUGAGGGCUGUUAUCACUCAAACAAGCCAUGCUACCUGGGUUCAGAUGACAUGACAAACUGCAGCCAGAUAGGUAAUUAGGCCAAUACAGCCUGGCAUGAUUAGGCCUUAAAUAAGCUACCACAGCUGAUGUAAUCAUAUAUACAGAACUAUAUUCAAGCUAUCAUACAGAUGCAUGCACUUUGUGGUUUUUUUAAAGAGGUGCAAAAGCCAAUGUACAUCUUUUCUGAAGCUAUUUGUACUUUAUCCUAACAAUUAGUUUAUAAACAGGGUGGAUAUGAUAGUCAGAACAUCUGUACUGCCAUCUGUGUCAAGGGAAAUAGCCCAGCUGGCUCAGUUAAGUACCAUCAGGAAAAAACCCAAACCCUAACUAAAUAAUAAACACACACACAUAACCAACAAUUAUUGCACAUGUGAGGCUAUAUAGCAGGGAUGGCCAGACUUGCUCAACGGAAGAGCCACAUAUAGUAAAUGUCAGAUGUUUGAAAACCACAAGCAUGUGUUGUGGGCGACGACAGCAAGUUGCGAGUAGCAAGUGGGUGCCCACAGAUAAUCGCACCUGCAAGCAGCGAGGCACAAAAUAAACUCAAACAGCUGCAUACAGUUCCCAAGCUACAGUUUGGUCACCACUGCUCCAUAGUUACUGCACAUAUGAAAAGGAGCCAAAUUACUGCAUAUAGUUUACAUUCUCAAUAUUAAAAUAUUAAACCUUUUAAAAAUA
Messenger RNA from Varanus komodoensis (Komodo dragon), 3322 nucleotides. RefSeq names its product CMP-N-acetylneuraminate-beta-galactosamide-alpha-2,3-sialyltransferase 2-like. The record is from RefSeq and is a predicted model, not a curated record. Bases 501 to 1352 code for a protein of 283 amino acids. Lineage: Eukaryota; Metazoa; Chordata; Lepidosauria; Squamata; Varanidae. The transcript is spliced from 7 exons. Gene Ontology annotation, molecular function: beta-galactoside (CMP) alpha-2,3-sialyltransferase activity.